GCGCGAACACAAACUCAAACAUCAAGAUGGGAAUAUCAUAACUAAACUCUUCACUCUUUCACCCUUCACCCACCAACUAAAAUAUAUCCACAAUGAAGUUGGUCCGAUUCUUGAUGAACAUGCCUAAUGCUACGAACCAGCCCAUAACGGUGGAGUUGAAGAACGGGAACUCUGUCAAUGGACAACUCUUGUCGUGCUCUCCACUGAUGAAUAUCUCAUUGAAGAACAUAAAACUCGUCCAACCACAUCAAGACCCACAAAUCUUGCAAUUUAUCAGCAUAAGAGGGAACCAAAUAAGACAAAUCAUCUUACCAGAUGACUUGAAUAUCGACAACUUGUUGGCUAACAGUGUAGUGAAAAUUAAAGGUCUGGGUGCCGGUCCAGGAAACAAGGACUUGGCCGGUGGCAACGAUAGAAAGCCUACGAGAGGCGGGUUCCGUGGUGGUCGUGGUGGAGGUGCCAGUAGAGGAAGAGGAAGAGCUUUCUAGAAAUUGGGGAGAUCCCAUGUGUAUAUUAGAGAAACUAAUAAAAUAUUAACUUAAAUUAAA
Molecule: messenger RNA, 548 nt
Organism: [Candida] anglica
Lineage: Eukaryota; Fungi; Ascomycota; Pichiomycetes; Serinales; Debaryomycetaceae
Source: the annotation of a GenBank genome assembly